AUGCCGGCGUGCGCGGGCGAGUCGCCGGUGCGGGACGGCGAGGCGGCGGACGCGCGCGUGGAAGACGGCAAGCUGCUGUACGAGCGGCGCUGGUUCCACCGCGGCCAGAGCGUCUACGUGGAGGGGCCGGCACGGGGGCGCGACCUCAACCGCUUCCCGGGCCACAUACACGCCAUCACGGACGACGCGAUAUGGGUGAAGAAAACCAACCUGGAGCGAAUAAGGAUAUAUGUGUCACAGUUGGCGCGUGGAAAAGUGACGUUAAAGAGACGCGCCUCG
Messenger RNA from Iphiclides podalirius (scarce swallowtail), 279 nucleotides. The record is from the annotation of a GenBank genome assembly. Lineage: Eukaryota; Metazoa; Arthropoda; Insecta; Lepidoptera; Papilionidae.